AUGGAUCAUUAUGAAGAAGAUAGUUUGCGUACCUAUAAAGGUUCUCAUAUAUUUAAAUAUUUUUCAAAAUUUACUGGUUUACCAUUGGAUCAAUUUAAUUUUAUCUUAGCUCAAACAUUAGCACUAAUUAUAGCAAUUUGUUUUCGUCGUUAUUUACCACCUAAACCAGAAAAUGUACUUAAACGUCAUUUAUUAGGAGCACUAAUUGGCAUAGCUAUUGGACAAUUUUGUUUUGGUCAACAAAUAUGGCAUUUAAUUGUUCAAUCAUGUGUUUCAUAUUUGAUGUUGUUUAUGCUGAAACCAAAAUAUUCUUAUUUAGUAGUAUUUGUAUUCUGUAUACUCUAUUUGAGUUUUAUUCAUAUUCAUCGUCUUAUAUUUGAUUACGGAAAUUAUACAUUGGAUAUUAGUGGUCCAUUAAUGAUAAAUACUCAGAAAUUGACUGCUUUAGCAUUCGCAUUCUAUGAUGGACAUCGUUCAACAAAGAGAAAGACACAAGAUAAUAUUGAAGAGACUGUUUUGAACGAUGAUCAAAAACGACACAUGAUAAAAAAUAUUCCUCAUCCAAUUGAAUUUCUUAGUUAUAUAUUCUAUUUUCAUGGUAUUUGUGUUGGACCAUUAUGUUUUUAUAAAGAUUUUAUCGAUUAUAUUGAGGGAAGAAAUAUUCUUAUAUUACCCACCAAUCAAGAUAUAGUUCGAGACGCCAAUUCAGCAUCUUCAACAAAUGAUGAUCAACAACUAACAUCAUCUUAUCGUAGUUUACCCAUUGAACAACGACAACCAUCGACAUUGUGGCCAGUAUCUACAAAAAUAUUACAAGCAUUAUUUUGGGCUUUUAUUUUGAUGAAAUUUUCACCACAUAAUCCAGUUGACUAUAAUAUUAGCAAUAAAAUGGUAAAUUCUCCAUUUUUAAAACGAGUUCAAUACUUGUGGUUUUCAUCAUUUUGUUCAAGAGCCAAAUAUUAUUUUGCUUGGAUAUAUGGUGAAGCUAUUAAUAAUGCAGCUGGUUUAGGUCUAAAUGGUUAUGAUGAGAAAACAAAACAGCCAAAAUGGAAUUUGCUAACAAAUAUUAUUCCUUAUAAACUAGAAUUAGCAACAAGUAUUAAAGUUACUUUUGAUGUAUGGAAUAUGCAAACAGCACUAUGGUUACGUCGUAUAUGUUAUGAUCGAUUAAAAAAAGGUCGCACGUUAUUUGUAUUUAUAUUGAGUGCAUUUUGGCAUGGUUUCUAUCCCGGUUACUAUUUUACAUUUGUUUUGGCUGCACUAGGAACAUAUGCUGGACGUGGUAUACGUAGAGAAAUUCGUCCUUAUUUUCAAAAAGAUCCAGUAACAAAAGUAAUCUAUUCGAUAUUAACAUGGAUUGGUACACACAUUCUCCAAGAGUUUAUAGUGAUACCAUUUGUUUUAUUAGAAGUUCAAAAAUACUGUUUAAAAAUGAAAAAUAAAAAAUUAAAAAAAAUAAAAUUUGAUUUUGAUGUUAAUAGUGAUACUCGAAAUAAACAACAAAAUAAAUUGAUAAAAGUUAAUCUUAAACAGCCAAAAUCAAUUUUAAAUGUUUCAAAUAAAUCUUCAUCAUCAUCAAUUAUCACUAAAAAACAAUAUAAAAAGUCAAAAUUUGAUUUUAUUAAAAAAUUAUAUUUUUCACAUUGGAAAAAGAAAAAGAAGAAAAAAGAAACUAGUAUUAUUAAAACUAAUAAUGAUGGUAAAGAAGAACAAUGUAUUAAACAUUUUCCACCAAAAAUUGAAGAACUUGAAUACGAAUUUAUGGAACGAUUGAAGUUAAUGCAUUAUCAAUGGGAACAGAAUUCGGAUAAAAAUUUUAUUUCUUCUCAUAUGUAUCAAAGAAAACAACAAUUUUUACCUGAUUCACCACAAACAUUCGAUGAAAUAUUAAAACAAAAUAUUGAUGAAUGUCAUUCAUAUCGGGAUAAAUUAACAAAUUUGAGAAAUUUACUCAAAUUAACAAGAAAUAAACAAUUAUUAACAACACAAUCAGCUAUUGCUUUAAAUAAUGAUCAGAGAAAAUUGAUGAAUUAUAUACAUCGAACACUUAGUUCAAAAGAUAUUGAUUCAGUAUAUCAGCCAAUAAUGUUCAACAAUAAUAAACAUCGAAUUCAAUUGUACAAAAAGACAGCAACUGUACAAUUAAAUAGUAGUCAAUCAGAUACAUUUCAAUCAUUGUCUACAACAUCAACACAAUUUCAUCAACUAGUGCAUCGACCAUUACAAUCAUUCUCUCAAAUUGUUGAUAUAGUUACUCAUACGUAUUACGAUCAACAACACGUUGAUAGUCAGUGUAGAAAAUUGAUUUCUUUAAGAUCUGAUAUUAAUACUCAACAAAAUUGUACGAAAUUUGUUCUCCUCACUUCUUCUACAAUUAUUAAUGUUGAUGAGAAAAAUAAUAAUAGUAAUAAAAGUGAAAAUCGUGCAUUAUGUAAUAAUGAUGAAGAAAUGAAAUAUUUAACGAUAAAAUCUAAAUCAUAUUUGACAAAAACUGAUUCAAAAAUGAAAAAACUCUUAUAUUUGAAUGAAAAUUCAUUAGUCAAAGUAAUAUCACAUGAUUCGAAAUAUAAUCAAAAUCCAGCAAUUUUAAAUAUGCAUAGUUGUUAUUCAUUGUCUAAUAAAAGUUUAACAGAUUAUUUAUCGAGUAAUGUCGAUGAAUUAAAAAAUGUUUAUAGUCAAUAUAAACGUCCAUUAGAAAAAUGUUAUUCAACACCGUUACCAAUUGAUGUUCAAAAUGCUUGUUUAAAACGAGAACAACAAAAUUCAAAUUUAAUUCAAAGUGCAAUGAAUAUUAAACGAAAAUAUUCGAUGAAUAAUAAUUUCACAUUACUAAUACCAACAAUUGAAAAGUGUAUGAGUGAAAUUAGCGUUUGUGUAGAAGAAGAGAAAAAUAAUAUUAAUAGUAAUAGUAGUAGCAAUAAUGAUAAACAGAAACCAAUACCAAUGAAAAUAUAUGGAACAACAGAAAAAUUGUUUCAACAUUGGAAUAUGGCAAAAAUGCCUUUAACAAAAAAAUUACCACCAUUAUGGAAUCGUGUAUGGCGUCAACAUUUACAUCGAUCUGGUUCAAAAGAAUUUUUGCUUGAAUAUGAUGAAUCAAUGAAUAAUAAUAAAUAUGUUAUUGAUGAACAAAAAUAUAUUGAACAAGAACGACCUGUUCGUUCAUACAUUGCAUUGGCUAUGCUAGCUUUUUUAUUGAUACCACCAUUUGGUUUUAUUGCACUUAUACUAAGUAUUUGGUCACUCUACGGUCAUCAAGAUCGUCAUUUAUCACGAAAAUUUGGUCGAUUCGAAAUUCAUCGUCAUCCAUCAAAUGAACAGAUCUGUCGUAUUAAAUUAAAUAAUCCAAAACAACGUAAUGUUUUAUCAUUGGAAAUGAUUGAAACUCUAAUUGAAGCUAUUGAAACAAAUUAUAAGCAAUCACGUGUUUUGAUUUUAACAGCUGGUGAUCAAAAAGUUUUCUCAUCCGGUCAUAAUCUCAAAGAAUUAUUAACAUUAGGUAAAACAAAUGAAUGUGAUAAGGUUUUUAAUCGUUGUACACAACUAAUGUUAAAAGUCAAACAAUUGCCUAUACCUGUUAUUGCUGAAGUAUAUGGUUUAGCGGCUGCUGCUGGUUGCCAACUAGUUGCCAGUUGUGAUAUUGUUGUUGCUGGUGAUAAUGCUCAAUUCUCCACUCCUGGUGUUAAACUUGGUUUAUUUUGUAUAACUCCUGCCGUUGCUGUAAGAGAGACAAUAAAAAAUCCAAAAUUAUCAUCAUUGAUGUUAUAUACUGGUGAAAACAUUGAUGCAAAGGAAGCUUAUUUACAUGGACUUGUUAGUCGAGUAGUAGGUGAAAAUGAUUUGGAACGAGAAACGAAUAAAAUUGCUGAACAAAUUUGUCAACAUAGUCGUUCAGUUAUUGGUAUUGGCAAAAAAUAUUUAAUAUUAGAUGACAAUAUGGAAGGUAAUGAUCUAGUCGAAACAUAUCGAUUAGCCACAAAAGGAAUGUUGGAAAAUUUACAAUUAAAAGAUACACAAACAGGUUUGCAAUGUUUUGCUGAUAAAAAACAUCCACAAUGGUCACAUACAGAUGAAAAAGUUUUGUCUUGA
Messenger RNA from Didymodactylos carnosus, 4089 nucleotides. NCBI's taxonomy places the organism in Eukaryota, Metazoa, Rotifera, Eurotatoria, Philodinida, Philodinidae. The record is from the annotation of a GenBank genome assembly.